GGAGUGGGAGCUGCACAGGGCAGCCUCACUUGCUCCAGAACCUUCCUCUCUUCAUGCAAAAUGAAAAUCCUCGGGGUAUUUCUGGUGGUGCUGGCCGUCUUUGGGAUCCCAGCUCAUGGACAUGAGGUGUAUAACAUCAUCAGCCCCAGCAGCAAUGGUGGCAGUGUUCAUGAGACGGUGAAAAUCGACAAUGAGAAAAACGCCGCCAUCAUUAACAUCCAUGCAGGAUCGUGUUCUUCUACUACGAUUUUCGACUAUAAACAUGGCUACAUCGCAUCCAGGCUGCUCUCCCGAAGAGCCUGCUUCAUCUUGAAGAUGGACGAGAAAAUCCCUGCUAUGGACCAACUCAAACGGUACAUCUACGAGAGUCAGGCUAUGAACAACAUGUUCUCCAACGAAUACACGUGGGUCAGGUACAACCCUCUGCAGUCUCUGAUCCUGGAGGCAGACUGGUUCCUGUUUGGGUCACCCAUUGAGCAUCUCUGCGAACACAUCCCUUUGUAUAAAGGGGAAAUAGUUCAAAAGUCAGAGUCAGAUGACAUCAGUGCCAAAGGCUGCGCAAAAGCUGGGCUCCUGGGCAUCUUGGGAAUUUCCAUCUGUGCAGACAUUCACAUUUAGGAUGAUCAGCCUGCUCGUUCCAUCUUUUUAAAGAAAUAUACUCUUGGUUUCCACUCAAAAGCCAAAUUACAUUUUUCCUUAUGCACCAACUAUUUUUGAGAUUUAGA
This is a messenger RNA of Oryctolagus cuniculus (rabbit), 725 nucleotides long. RefSeq names its product gastrokine 2 (gene GKN2). The record is from RefSeq and is a predicted model, not a curated record. Lineage: Eukaryota; Metazoa; Chordata; Mammalia; Lagomorpha; Leporidae.